AUGACCGCCGCCACUGAUCUCGCCGACACCGCCUCCGUACCCGCCACGGCAUGGGGCCGCGAUACUGAACUGCGCCACCGUGCGCAGGUGCGUGGCUGGCUCUAUUUCACCGCGCUGGUUCUUUUGGUCCUCGUCGUCGUCGGUGGCGCGACCCGGCUCACCGAUUCCGGCCUGUCGAUCACCGAAUGGGCGCCGAUCCACGGUGUGAUCCCGCCGCUGACAGAAGCGCAAUGGCAAGAGGAACUGGAGCGCUACCGGCAGAUCCCCGAGUACCAGCUGGUGAACAAGGGCAUGUCGAUGGCCGAGUUCCAGUUCAUCUACUGGUGGGAAUGGGGCCAUCGUUUCCUUGCGCGCACGCUCGGCCUCGUCUUUGCCGUCCCGCUCGCCUUCUUCUGGCUGGCCGGACGGCUCGACCGGCGACUGAAAUGGCCGCUCGUGGGUCUUCUUGCGCUUGGCGGCCUGCAAGGCUUCAUCGGCUGGUGGAUGGUCUCGUCAGGGCUGACAGAGCGCGUCGAUGUCAGCCAUUAUCGUCUUGCCGUGCAUCUGUGCAUGGCCGCGCUGAUCCUGGGCGGCAUCGUCUGGGUGGGGCGCGCGAUCGCGCCGCAUGCGCCCGAUCUCAAGCCGACGGCGAACUCCUCGCUCUGGGCCGGCGUCAUCGCCGGUCUGGUCUUCGUCCAGAUCUAUCUGGGCGCGCUCGUCGCGGGUCUCGAUGCGGGCUGGGUCUACAAUGAAUGGCCGAUGAUGGGCGAGGGGCUGUUCCCGACCAUCAUGUGGGAGCCGACGCUGGGCUGGCGCAACUGGGUGGAAAACCCAGCCAUCGUCCAGUUCGCCCACCGCACCGGCGCGUAUGCGCUGCUGCUGGUGGUGAUCGCGCACGCCAUCUCCUGCUGGCGCUGGGCGCCGGGCUCGACCCAUGCGCGCCGUGCGGCUACGCUGCUUGCGCUGGUGGUCGGCCAGGCGCUGGUCGGCAUCGUCACGCUGGUGAUGGAAGUGCCGCUUUCCUGGGCGCUGGUCCAUCAGGGACUGGCCUUCUUCGUGCUGGCCUUUGCGGUGGCCCACUGGCGGGCCAUGGUCGGCCCCAUGCCGCUUCUGGACGGCCGGCCGCACCGGCACGCCUGA
Messenger RNA from Effrenium voratum, 1119 nucleotides. Lineage: Eukaryota; Dinophyceae; Suessiales; Symbiodiniaceae. The record is from the annotation of a GenBank genome assembly.